AUGCCACCUUUCCUUCUCCUCCUUCUCUUCGCCUCUUCUUUCAUUCACGGACACGCACAAUCUCCACCCCAAACCCAAGGUUUCAUCUCCAUGUUAAUCACCCAAAACGGCCUUGAUUUCGUGAAAAACCUUCUCGUGGAAAAGGCUAUUUCCUCUAUAGUUUCACUCCGAUUGCCGAAUAUUGAUAAGGGUGCAAAGAUUCCGUUUUUGGGUAAUGUUUACUUGCUGCUUUCUGAUGUGAUUAUUUAUCAAAUUGAUGUUGCUUCAUCGGUUGUUAAGCCGGGAGAGAGUGGGAUUUUGAUUGUUGCUUCUGGGGUUAGGUGUAAUUUGAGUAUGAAUUGGUAUUAUGCUUAUAGUACUUGGAUUGGUCCUGUUGAGAUUUCUGAUCGAGGUUUAGCACAUGUUCAGGUCGAAGGAAUGGAAGUUGAACUUUCGUUGGGAUUAGAGAACCAAGAAGGAUCUUUGGAUCUCAAACUUAAGAACUGUAACUCUUCUGUUAAAGAUAUUUCAAUAAAAUUGGAUGGAGGUGCAUCUUGGCUUUAUCAAGGGAUUAUUGAUGCUUUUGAAGGGAAUAUUGGAUCAGCAGUAGAAAAUGCUAUCACGAAGAAACUUGGAAAAGGGAUUUCAAAGCUCGACUCGUAUUUGAAAAGUCUUCCAAAGGAAGUUCCGGUCGACGAUCACUCUUCUUUGAAUGUAACUAUUAUCAACGAUGUUUUACUAAGUGAGUCGUCCGUUGGAUUUGAAACCAACGGGUUAUUUAUUCAAAGAAAAGAUUUCGUACAUAUUCCUAACCUCUUACACAAGAACUCGAAACUUCCAAUUCUAUGCACAAAUUCAUCGAAAAUGCUAGCAAUCACUUUAGAUGAGGCUGUUUUCAACUCGGCAUCAGCCCUGUAUUAUGAUGCAAAAUUUAUGCAUUGGAUUGUGGACCAAGUACCAGAUCAAUCUGUAUUGAACACUGCUGGAUGGAGAUUUAUUAUUCCUCAACUGUACAAGAAAUAUCCAAAUCAUCGAAUGAACUUGAAUAUAUCUUUGUCUUCUCCUCCGGCUGUGGAGAUUUCAAAUCAGAAAGCUGGUGUGCACGUAUUCGCGGACUUAACAAUUGAUGUUUUGGAAGAAGAUGAAGUAAUACCAGUAGCAUGUAUCUCAUUGAUGAUUCAAGCUUCGGGUUUGGUCAAAAUAAACGGAAACAACCUUGUAGGUACCAUAAGAUUGGAUGACUUUGGAAUGUCGUUGAAAUGGAGCAACAUAGGCAAUCUACGAAUGUUCCUUAUUCAGCCAGCUAUGUGGACGAUUAUUGAAACGGUCUUUUUGCCGUAUGCGAAUUCACAUCUAAGUAAAGGGUUACCUCUGCCGAUUAUUCAUGGUUUUACCUUACAAGAUGCAGAGAUAAUCUUGUCGACAUCGAAAGUUGGAGUUUGUAGUGAUGUAUCAUUUGCAGAAUCAAACAAGCAUUACUUACAAUUCAUCAUGUAG
This is a messenger RNA of Vicia faba (fava bean), 1476 nucleotides long. Lineage: Eukaryota; Viridiplantae; Streptophyta; Magnoliopsida; Fabales; Fabaceae. The record is from the annotation of a GenBank genome assembly.